UUUGCGUUGAACGACCAUUGACGCCGUCGACGUCAUCAAAGCUGUGUGUGGUAGUGGAGAAAUAAAAACACACGUAUAGACGCGUUUAUCUUUUCUGUCUGAUCAGAAGUUUACAUUAUUAUAGCUGUUUCUGACAAAAUAAGUCGUCAUAAAAAUACCCAGAAAACUGGAAAUGCAAUUUAGUUGCUGAAAAUUGUGGAAAUUUUGUGUAAUUUUUUUAAAUUUUUCAUCAUGAAUUGGAUCCAUCAUAUUUUAAGUUUUCUCAUAUUUGGGUUUUUACAUCCAGUAUUGUCUGAUGAAGUGAAUCAUGUCUACCAAGAUGGUGAAGAAAUUACAUUAUGGGUGGGCCCUCUUAGGCCAUACAACAAUAAACAGGAAACUUAUCCCUAUUACUCGCUGCCAUUUUGUCAAAAUCAUAAGGAUACUCUAGGUUACCAUAAAACAAGUUUGCUCGACGCUCUUCAAGGCAUUAAUUAUGUUCCUAGCGGUUUAUACAUAGGAUUUACAACUCCUACUCCAAAAACCGACUAUUGUGCUAUCUAUGUAACUGAAGAAGAUGCGAAAGCAUUUAAACAUGCUAUUUACAAUCAAUAUUGGUAUGAGAUGACUUUAGACAAGCUUCCAGUGUCGGGAACUAUUGGAACAAUUGAAAAUGAGGGAAAUGAUUUUUAUCUAUUUACCCAUAAGAAGUUUAUUAUCAAGCACCGUGGUGAUCAAAUAAUUGAAGUUGGACUUGAGAAUGAUAUGCGUAGUAAAAUAACUCCUAAUACUUCCAUCGUAUUUUCUUAUGAAGUAAAUUGGAUGUUUACCGGGGAAGACUUUGAAUGUAGAUAUAGCAAAUAUUUAGAUUCAACUCUACCUAUCGCGAAAAUCCAUUGGAUGAACCUUUUAUAUAGUGUAAUAAAAACUGUCGUUGCUCUGAGUCUUAUCUACAUAAUCAAUUUACGAAUAUUGCGAAAAAGACGUUCUUUGUCUAGCAGCUGUCCCAUAGACAAUACAGAAGAUUCUUCAACUAAUGAUCAACAUGACCUCCUUCAACCUUUUCAAUAUCCUCUAAUAUUUUCUUCAUUAAUGGGAAUUGGAUUUCAGCUUAUGAUUGGCACAAUCCUCCUUUUCAUAUAUGGUACGUACAUUGAAAUUCUAGAAGAACCAGGAUCCUUGUUAUCAGCAGCUGUAUUUAUUUACAUCUUUACAUGCCCAAUUAAUGGAUUUUACGGAGGAGGAUUUUAUUUAAGAUUGGGUGGACAACUAUGGAUGCCACAGUUAUUAUUUAGCACAUAUCUUGGACCAUCGUUAAUUUGGGGAGUGACAAUGAUAAUAAGUCUUGCUGCUAAUUACUUCCAAACUACUCGUGUUUUAUCAGUAGAAGCUACGGUUUUAUGGACAUUAGUAUGUCUAUUAUUACCUCUAUUUACCGCGAUUGGUACAGUGUUGGCGAAACAUCAAGAAGAAACAUUUACCAAGAUGAAUACUGUUAAGUUGCCAAUGGAAAUACCAACCAAGAAACAAUGGUUCUUACAUCCAUUGAUUUUAAUACCUUUCAGUGGUGUUUUCUCAUUUGGAGUAAUACUUCCGACAUUGAGCGAUAUUUGUGAUUCAUUUUGGAAGCAUAAUACUAAUGCAAGCUACAAUUAUAUCUGCCUGAGUUUCAUGUUUCUUCACAUGAUGGUUUUAUGUACUGGUAUUGUAAGCUGUUAUCUUUUAUUCAAAGGUGGACGUUGUUCAUGGCAAUGGACAAGUUUUUUGGGAGGAACAUCUAUCGGGCAAUACACUUUUAUCUAUUCGAUUUAUUAUUACAUAGCUGUAUCAAAAAUGGAUGGUAUUUUCCAAAUUAUUUUCUACUUUGCCUAUAUGGCAUUAAUCAGUGUAGCUAUUGGCGUAAUGUGCGGUGCUAUUUCAUCUUUUGCAGUACUUGGAUUCUUUGAACGAAUGAAUUUUCCUUCUAAUGGUAGAAACCGUCAAAAAAAUAUUCUCCAAUACGUAUCAUCAGAGAAAUCAAACAAUUCAAUAUGGUUGAUACCACAUCUAUCACUGGAAAAACCAGUUGAUGAUUUAGAAAAAAAUAUACUAGAUAAUAUUGAUUUACCUCAGUUACAUUAUUUUGAUAAUGAAAUAUCAAAAGAUAAAGCUCAGUUUUCAAUAUAAUAAGUAUAUAUACUCAUUUUUCAAUAAUUUUGGAAUAAUUUUUAAUUACAAUUUGUAACUUUUCUUGAAUUCGACUUAUAAAAGUACAAUUAAAAUUUUGUAUAAUAUUUUAAUAACACUAAAAUUUUUAGAAAUGGUAGUUUUUAGAAUUUGUAAUCGAUUUUUACGGAUAUUUACUUAUAUUUAUCAAUUUUAAUAUUUGGGUUUUUUUUAGUGUUAAGUAAGAGUGCGUUUGUAAUAAAAAAAAAAAAGAUUUACAUGAUAUUCAUGAAGAAUGAGAUUCACUUUAGCAACAAUUCAUUAUAACACAUAGUAAUAAUAAUAAUUCAGUAUUCAUUUCAACUAUACCUCACACU
Molecule: messenger RNA, 2501 nt
Organism: Chelonus insularis
Lineage: Eukaryota; Metazoa; Arthropoda; Insecta; Hymenoptera; Braconidae
Product: transmembrane 9 superfamily member 3-like
Exons: 9
Coding region: 232-2145 (637 amino acids)
Biological process (GO): protein localization to membrane
Cellular component (GO): membrane
Source: RefSeq, a predicted model, not a curated record